Messenger RNA from Silurus meridionalis, 746 nucleotides. Its product is annotated as HIG1 domain family member 1A, mitochondrial-like. The coding region runs from base 134 to 406 and encodes 90 amino acids. The record is from RefSeq and is a predicted model, not a curated record. NCBI's taxonomy places the organism in Eukaryota, Metazoa, Chordata, Actinopteri, Siluriformes, Siluridae. Gene Ontology annotation, biological process: mitochondrial respirasome assembly. Gene Ontology annotation, cellular component: mitochondrion. The transcript has 4 exons.
GAGAGAGAGAGAGAGAGAGAGAGAGAGAGAGACUGGAGCGGCUCGGAGCGUCUUAUUACCGAUCAUAACCUCUUAAUAACACACUGUGCAGCUUUCUAUUCCAUCUGUUCACCUGAUUCACUUUUGUUAGAAAAUGAGUUCGAACAGCAGCUGGUCUGCAGAAGAGGAUCAGUCCUCAAAACUCAUGAGGAAGGCAAAAGAGUCUCCGUUUGUCCCUAUAGGAAUGGCGGGAUUCCUCGGAGUCGUAGCGUACGGAUUGUACAAACUAAAAUCUCGUGGAGAUACGAAGAUGUCUGUGCAUCUGAUCCACAUGAGGGUCAGGGCUCAGGGCUUCGUGGUCGGCGCCAUGACGCUCGGUGUGAUUUACUCGAUGUAUAAGGAAUAUCUGGCUCCCGGAGAGAAGUGAAGCUGCAGCUCCACAUUUACACUCGUUUAUUUCAUCCCUUUAUUUAUUUAUUUCACCAUUUAAUCUAAUUUCAGCACUACAACAAUCACACAGAUAAUAAUAUAAAACACACACAGAAACAUAUUAAUUCUAUAAUUUAUUCAUGUUUAGAUUUGAAAGAAUUACAGAAGCUCCAGAAGUUUGAAUUGAAGUCUGUGGAUUUAAGAAAUAUUUUAUUUGUAUAAAUAUAAAAAAAUAUACAUGAACAUAAAUUAAACUUCAGUCAUAUUUCACUGUGAGAUCUCACACACACACACACACACACACACACACACACACCAACUCACACUUUCACACACCA